Molecule: messenger RNA, 1689 nt
Organism: Neoarius graeffei (lesser salmon catfish)
Lineage: Eukaryota; Metazoa; Chordata; Actinopteri; Siluriformes; Ariidae
Exons: 6
Coding region: 988-1689 (233 amino acids)
Source: RefSeq, a predicted model, not a curated record
AACGAUAUUCAAACAGAGAACUUAAUUGACAUAAGGAGAGACCAUUUUUAAAUCUAUUUUGUACAUCAUUUUCCCCUAGACAUAUAAACAUGUUUAUACGACUAUGGUUUUUCGAUAUUUUCUCCGCUGUCCAUGAUUUGUCAGUCAAUAGUUAUUUGGCUACCGGUACUUUACUACUGUUAUUGUUACCAUUCAUAAGCGCAUUGAUAUGGAACGGUGAUUACUUUUUUGGGGACUACUUCAAAGGUAGGCCAUUUAUACGACGUUAAUGGCCACCCCAUCAGCCAAUCAAGGAAGAGAAUCCCAUUGUUAAGGGAGAUAAAAGUGCAGUAACUGAUGCAGAACCUAUGUAUGUUUGCUAAGUGCCUUUCAUGUAUAGUACAAUAACAAUGGAAAAUUGUCUUUUAUUUACAGGCACUGUUGCGUCAUGUCCUUCAAAGACUGCUUACACGCCUGGAACAUGUCCUGCAACAGCCACACCUGGACAUGGACUUCAUGCAGUUUGUAUGUUGUCAGGAGAGAGUUUUUCUCAGUGCCAUAGCAGGUCAAGUCACUAUUCCAGCAGAGGUAAUUGCAGGAAUAGAUGAACUGGACCGUGCGAUCAACACUGAGAUUGAUCAAGAAAAAGUAACAGCAUUGAGUAUGGAGCAAGGUGCAAGAGGGCGCCCAAAGACACUCAUUUCUGACGAGCAAAUAAGCAGCCUGUUGGAGUUGUCAUUCCCUGUACCGACAAUUGCUGAUUUACUUGGGGUGUCCAUCAGAACAGUGCGUCAGCGGAUGGAGGAGUUCAACCUUAGUGUUAGGGCCUCCUACAGCAACCUCUCAAAUGAGCAGCUUGAUGGGAUUGUGUCUGAGAUUAAAACCAGGAUGCCACAUGCAGGAUACCGCAUGAUGAAAGGGGCAUUGGAGGCAGAAGGACACAAAGUGCAGUGGGAUCGUAUCUGAGCAUCACUGCAUAGGGUGGACACCCUUGGUGUGUAUUCCCGCAUGAUAAACCUUGGGUGUGUGGUGAGACGGAGCUACUUUGUUCCGAGCCCAAGGUUUCUCAUGCACAUUGACACCAAUCACAAACUGAUCAGGUACAACAUGGUCAUAUUUGGGGGUAUUGAUGGAUAUUCACGCAAGAUCAUGUACCUGGGGGCUGCCCCCAAUAACCUAGCCUCAACCACCCUGGGCUUCUUCAUGGCAGCAGUGGAGCAGUUUGGCUUUCCAUUAAGGGUACGGGGAGACCAUGGCAUGGAAAACGUUGACGUGGCUCGUUUGAUGUUUUCAGUCCGAGGCACAGGGAAAGGCAGCUUCAUAGCAGGGAAGAGUGUGCACAAUCAGCGCAUAGAGCGGCUGUGGCGAGAUGUAUGGUCAGUGACAAGUGCCUACUACAACACCCUCCAUUCCCUCGAGGAUGAUGGUCUUCUGGACAUUUCGGAUAGUGUGCACCUCUUCUGCUGUCACUACACCUUCCUUCCUCACCUACAAGCCAGCUUGAACACUUUCACUGAAGGUUGGGACAAUCAUGCUUUGAGUACUGAAGGGAAUCUGACUCCAAACCAGAUGUGGCAUCUCGGUACAGAGGCCAGAACUGAAGAAUCCUUUUGGAUAAAAGGUGAAAUGUCUUCAAGCUCCAACAAGAAGUCCAGUUGCUUACAACUUAACUCCUUUGACUACCAUGACCUGGAUGACCUGGAUGAAUGA